This is a messenger RNA of Schizosaccharomyces cryophilus OY26, 3065 nucleotides long. Its product is annotated as myb family protein Eta2. Bases 324 to 2018 code for a protein of 564 amino acids. Lineage: Eukaryota; Fungi; Ascomycota; Schizosaccharomycetes; Schizosaccharomycetales; Schizosaccharomycetaceae. The record is from RefSeq and is a predicted model, not a curated record. The transcript has a single exon.
GAAGACUAUUUACAUUGUGUGAAAAACACAAAGGAAUGCCAUUUUAAGAGAUUUAUCUGUUAUUUAUAUGAUUUAAGUAAGUAAUGAAGUAGGUUUAGGUGAAGAAAAUGUCUAGAAAUACCGGAAUGGAAGCUGAAAGUGGUGAUUUACGUCGCGUCAAUAAAAAAGGUACUGACGCAACGACUUUUCCAAGAUAUAUGGUGUUUAAUAAAGAAAACUAGAAAUAUAUUUUUGAAUUUUUCGCGUUUUCGAGUUCAUUUGUUAUAUAUACCUGUCGUCACGGGGGCUAACGUUUGGGUUAGAUUUCCUUUUUCUUCAUUGUAAUGACAAACUUUGUUGAUACAAGCUCCAAUUACAAUCAUACAUCUAAGAAACAUUUGCAUUCCCCAAAAAAUUACGCGUCUUCACGUAAAUCUUUGAUUUCAAGUCCAUGUUCCAGUGAGAAAAGUCAUUCUCAUACCAUGCUACCAGCUGAAGUUGCUAGUAAUCACCUUAAGGACCAUAAUAUGAACAUGGUAGAUUCUAUAAACGAAUCUUUUCAAAGUCCUUCUACAAAAGUGCGGAAGGACAUUUAUGACUUUGACGAAGGAGACGAAUUUGUCUUUGGCUCUUUAGCCAUAAAGCCAUCUACACCACAACGGCUCGCCGUUACUACGUGGACGGAUGACCAGAAAGAAUGUUUAGAAGCUGCAAAGCAGAUUAUAAAAUCUAAUGUCUAUUCAUCUAUCAUCAUUCGAACAUAUCCUCCUAAACGCAAACAGCAAGAGGCAUCAGCAGACGCUGAUGUUGAUCCAACAAACGCCGAUUCUGAAACUUCAUUUGUAGUAAAAAAGAGGAAAAGUAGCUGGACGGAAGAGGAUGAGAAGUGGUUUCGAGGCAAAAUCGAUGAACUGUUACAAGCGCGAUCAAUUUCAUCUGAUCAAAUGAAAGAAAUACUGGAAAGUUCGGAUGCAAAAGCUCGUUUGUUUGGAUUCCUGGAAUCUGCAAGUUUAUAUUUACACCGCUCUGAAAACUCUUUGUUGACUUAUAUGCGAGCCAUUUUCGAAGUUACUGGUUAUGAACGACGACCUGUUCAAGAGAUUGCUCUUGAAACUACCGAAUCAUCAAUUCCUGUCUUUGACCGUGACGAUGCUGAGUAUAUUCAUGGCUGUGUGUUAUCCUUUUGUGAUAACGAGGGUAUCACGUUGGAGGAAUUUGGGCAUCGCGAAUGUGAUCCUAGCAUACAUUACAAGGGACACCAGUCUUUGUAUAACGAAAUUUUGCUUGGGAUUCAGAAACAAAUUUGCAAGAAAAGUCUUUCAAAUUAUAUAAAACUGGUUUAUUGUCCAAAAAAUGUACAAGAAAAUUAUGAUGAAGAAUCCUUUCAAAGACUGUAUCAGUUGGUGAGCGAACAAGGAACCAAAUGGAGCUGGAUUGCAACUCAAAUGGGUCUCCCCUCAAAAGAAUGUGCAUUACUGUGGAAAUAUGCAGCAAAAUCUUCCAAGUUUUCUUUGGCAAAGUCUUUGAGUAGCAGCCCAAAGUCCAGCCCUACAAGUCCACUUGUUAAUCCUGCUCGUGAAGAACCUGAGGUACACACAUUAAAUAAUAAUGAGAAGCUUAUGAAGAGUCACUCAUUGGAAGACAAUCCCAACCCAAGUUUCGAAGAUACAAAUGAACAGCCAUUACUUAUGAGAUCGAGAACUGAUGAGAAUAAAAAACAGAGCAAGAAAAAAAACAAUAAAAAGAAAAAGAAAAAAAAUGGAUCCAAGUUUUAUGCUGGAGAUAGUUUACAGCUAUUAGAGCAUGUUCAGAACUCCGUUCCACCAGACGCAAAAAUCACAGCAGAUUUGGAUUGGGAUCGCAUAUCAAGCGUGAUGUCUAGAUGGACAAACGAGGAGCUUAAAUUACAAACUGAUAACUUAAUUUCGACUGUGAAAGGUUGGAAGAAAAAACCUCUUCAACAGAAUAUUAAAGCAGCCAUUGAUGAAUUAAAAACUUUACCUCAAGGAACUUUAAAGCAGAUCAAUCGGAAAAUUUAAUUUCGUACCUGCGUUCGUUGCAUAAAUGAACCUCGUUUCGAAUCGUAAUUUCUUUAUUGGCUCAUUUAUAAUUAUCUGUUGUUUACGCAUGUUCUUAUUUAUUUAUUUUUUUCAUUCGUUUCCCUAUGAUAACAUUUAUGAUGUAUCGAUUUUUAUGAAUAAUAAUAAUUCAUACAUGAGAUGAAUGUAUGUACGCAUGAAACUUUUACUUAUGAUAAACAAAAGUCGCUCUUGGAAUGUGUUUACAAGCAAGUGUAUGUACGAUAGACUGUUUCAUGAACGCUCACGACUGGCUCCUUUAAAGUUUCGUCAAUGUGAAUUCAUUGUUAUGUUAUUGACAAUAUGAAUGUACUGUACUCUUUGCCACUUUUUAAGCUUCUCCUACAUGCGCAAUUCCUUUGUCAGCGGUUUUGUAGCAGUUUUAAUUUUUUCUUAACACCCUCUCAGGUUUACAUCACUUCUGUGAAAGGGGUUGAAGUAAGAUGUCAAUGUUGGUGGAAUAGUCACAAAUAGAGUGAGAAUUACCGAAAAGCGGUUACCUUCACUUAUCUCAUCCAAACAAUGAGAUAAAAAUUUUCUGUGACUUGCUUAAUUGGUGUGUGUGCAGACUUACUCGCACGGUGUUGUGAAGUUAAAAAUUUUUUAACUCGCUAAACGGGUCACUGCUCCUUCGCAUACAAAACUUUUUUUAACCCUACUAUAUCUAACCUUUUCCUUCGCAAACAACAGCGUUGCUUCUUAAAAAGCUGGAUAUUGGGAGUCUUUUUUCACUGUUGAUAAGCGUCUAUUGACGACUACUCACAGAGGCUUGGCAAAGAAUUACGUUUUUAAAACGUUGCUCCUGUUCGAAGUCUUUGCAGCUUUCCUACGAUCAAGGUUUGGAACGACUGGUUUUUGAAGUAUAUUUUUGUAUAAAUCAAGGCUUUAUUGUUCUUUUAUAAGAAAAAUAAAGCGAACGCUUUGACAGAUUUAUACAGUCACAUCAGCGAACUACAACCUUAGAUCGGCGGCAUAUUUUACGUUCGCCAGCCUGUCUCUUCCAGUUUU